Messenger RNA from Scheffersomyces coipomensis, 1637 nucleotides. It is a transcript of the gene STE24, whose product is annotated as zinc metalloprotease. Gene Ontology annotation, cellular component: endoplasmic reticulum membrane. Gene Ontology annotation, biological process: CAAX-box protein processing. The transcript has 2 exons. The record is from RefSeq and is a predicted model, not a curated record. NCBI's taxonomy places the organism in Eukaryota, Fungi, Ascomycota, Pichiomycetes, Serinales, Debaryomycetaceae. The coding region runs from base 251 to 1606 and encodes 451 amino acids. Gene Ontology annotation, molecular function: metalloendopeptidase activity.
AUGUUUAUCAUAUGAUUGUAGAUAAAGUUUGUGCCUUAUAAUGGUUUGGCUUGAAAUUUAGGUUUUAAGUUUUAAGAAACACUAGUUUGCGUUAUAUGAAAUUUUGCGCUACCCUUUUGUCUACCUCUCUCCUCUUUGGUCGUUCAACUGAGAAAAAAACUUACACGUACAAAAAUUGAAAAUAUAAAAAUAGCAAUUUGCCGUCAACACUCUUUCUUCAGUCUUGUUCAACCAUUGAAAGCUAUUCAUCAUGUUUUCAUUAGCUCAGACUUUUUCAUUUCUUGAUAAUCCAAAUAUCGAUUGGAAAUUAAUCAUCACAGGAUUAACCAUUGGUCGUUUUGCCGUUGAUACUUAUUUGGAAUAUCGUCAAUAUCAAGUCUUAAAGAGAACUAGUCCUCCAGCUACUUUAAAAUCUGAAGUUUCUCAAGAAACCUUUGAUAAAUCUCAAGCUUAUUCUAGAUCCAAAGCUAAAUUUGGAUUUUUCACCGGUACUAUUAGUCUUAUUGAAAGUUUAAUCACUAUCAAGUAUGAUCUUUUAUAUAAAUUCUGGGAUGUUAGUGGUUCGUUAUUAUCUAGUGUUUCUUUCCUUUUACCUAAAUUCAUGAAUGGUGUUAUUACUCAAUCAAUUAUCUUAUUUUCUAUUGCUCAACUUGUUUCAAUCAUUACUUCCUUACCAACUUCUUAUUAUUAUAGUUUUGUGUUGGAAGAGAAAUAUGGAUUUAACAAACAAACUAUUAGUUUAUGGAUUACUGAUAAAAUUAAAGGUUUUGCUCUUACUCUUGUGUUAGGAGCCCCUGUUGUCGCUGCUUUCUUAAAGAUUAUUGAUUAUUUUGGUGAUUCAUUCAUUGUUUAUACUAUGUUCUUUGUUUUGAUUGUUCAAUUAGUAUUUAUGACAAUCUUCCCAACUUUGAUUCAACCAUUAUUUAAUAAAUUCACUCCUUUAGAAGAUGGUAAAUUAAAAGAAGCUAUUGAAGAUUUAGCAUCUAAACAAAAAUUCCCAUUAACUAAUUUAUAUGUCAUUGAUGGUUCAAAGAGAAGUUCUCAUUCAAAUGCUUAUUUCACUGGUUUACCAUGGAGUAAACAAAUUGUCUUGUUUGAUACUUUAAUUGAUCAUUCAUCCAUUGAAGAAACUGUUGCUGUUUUAGCUCAUGAAAUUGGUCAUUGGAAAUUAAAUCAUUUACCUAAAAUGUUAAGUUUUGCUCAAAUCCAUUUAUUCUUAUUAUUCUCCUCAUUCUCAGCUUUUAUUCAUAAUAAAUCAUUAUUCACUUCCUUUGGAUUUACAACUGUUCAUCCAUCUAUGGUGGGUUUUCUUUUAUUUUCUGAUAUUUUCGGCCCAUUAGAAUUCGUCUUACAAUUCGCUAUGAAUCUUUUAUCAAGAAAACAUGAAUAUGAAGCUGAUGCUUAUGCUAAAUCUUGUGGUUAUUCCGCUGAUUUAAGUACUUCCUUAAUCAAAUUAUUAAGUAAGAAUUUAUCUACUAUGGAUGCUGAUUGGUUGUAUUCUUCUUAUCAUCAUUCUCAUCCAAUCUUAUCUGAAAGAUUGGAUGCUUUAGGUUAUGUAUCAAAGGGUAAAGUCGGUAGUGGUAUUAAACCAAUUAAAGAAGAUUAAAUUUAACAGUUGAAAUUCUAUAAAUCUUUGU